GGGAAAUGGUCAGUGAGGAACCCUCAUAUGAAGCAGCGGGGAUCUUUGAAUAGACAAGCUUCUACAACAUCUGCUCCACGCCCUGCAGGAUGCCUGGAAACAUCAGAUCAGUGUCUUUUGUGUGGGUGGUGUUGGUCUGCCUGUUGUUCUGCAGCAGACUGACCAGCGUGGGUGCAGCACCCAUCUGUACCAAUGCCCAGGCGGGAUGCCACGUCCUCUCCCUGGCAAACCUGUUUGACCGGGUCAUCCAACACUCGGCCAGGACGCACAGCAUUUCCAAUGACCUUCACUCCGAGUUUGAGCAGUACUUCCUGCCCAGUAAGAAUCAAAUCGGCCGGGUCAGUCGCAACUGUCACACCUCCACCAUCCUCACCCCAAAUGGCAAGGAGAACGCUCAGAGAAUGACGAGAGAGGAGCUGACCGAGGUGAUCCUGAAGCUCCUGGUGGCGUGGAGUGAUCCUCUGUGGCACUUCCACCAGAGCAUGGCUCACCACCACGACUUCAACAACUUCAGCUCCAACAAAGCUCUGGAGAUGAGCGACAUGGUGCACGAGCUACGCAAAGGUGUAGAGAAAGUGGCAGAGAAGAUGCAGGUUUUGGGGAUAACAAGCAACACCGUCAGCAGCCUGGCUUCUCCCGAGGUUUCGUCGCCGUCCGACAGCGCCGAUUGGCGCCUGAUGAAAGACUACGACCUCCUCUACUGCUUCCGCCGAGACACCAACAAGGUCCAGAACUACCUGAAGAUCCUCAAGUGUCGCAUCGUUCCGGAGCACGGAUGCUAAAAGGACGGAAAAAACGACGACCGAUGGAGGCUGCGUUUAAACUUCUGAAGAUAUCAACGUGUUGGGACUGGAAAUGCUUCGGUUAGAGACUACACGGAUGUUAACUGAUAUGUUUACUCCUAUCAUGACCGGAGCUCUGCUGGAACCCAAAGACUCUACUCAACCCCACCACCCCCACUUCAUGCCUGAUAUUAUAGCGUGUGGACAAAUGUGAGUUGAGUAUG
This is a messenger RNA of Sebastes umbrosus (honeycomb rockfish), 1006 nucleotides long. It is a transcript of the gene prl2, whose product is annotated as prolactin 2. Bases 90 to 782 code for a protein of 230 amino acids. NCBI's taxonomy places the organism in Eukaryota, Metazoa, Chordata, Actinopteri, Perciformes, Sebastidae. Gene Ontology annotation, cellular component: extracellular region. The transcript is spliced from 5 exons. Gene Ontology annotation, molecular function: hormone activity. Gene Ontology annotation, biological process: response to nutrient levels; positive regulation of receptor signaling pathway via JAK-STAT. The record is from RefSeq and is a predicted model, not a curated record.